Phaeoacremonium minimum UCRPA7 is the source of this 1902-nucleotide messenger RNA. Its product is annotated as putative duf2347 superfamily protein. The record is from RefSeq and is a predicted model, not a curated record. NCBI's taxonomy places the organism in Eukaryota, Fungi, Ascomycota, Sordariomycetes, Togniniales, Togniniaceae. The transcript has 4 exons. Gene Ontology annotation, cellular component: lipid droplet. Bases 1 to 1902 code for a protein of 633 amino acids.
AUGGCAGCAUCUCGACGGGGUCAACCUCCCCUUUCCGUCCGCCUGCCCGGCGGCGGCGGUCCUGGCCUUGGGACCGGAGGUAGCCCGGCCUUCCUGCCCGACCUGCCGCCCAUCUCGGCGCUGUUUCUCAUCGACUUCGAUGUCAAGGCCGGCUACACAAUCAUAUGGAAGCAGGCCGUGCCGGGGCUGGAGCUCGAAGGCGUGGUCGAAUACAAGAGUCUGCCCUCGGGCCUGCACACCGUGCCCGACGAUCUGAUUUAUUUCGUUCAUGAUGAGGGCUACGCUGGGUUGAGCGCAUUCGUGAACACGAAGACGGACGAGGAGGAGUCGCGACAUGCGCGCAUGAUCGCGGUUGGCGUGCUGGUGCCGCUUAGCUAUGGGAGACUGGGGAGGGCAUGGAGGCAUGCCGAGGGCUUGAAGAGCAUGGCGGCAGAACUCGCCGUCGAUCGAAAGCAAACUACCAUUUUAGAAGAAUAUUGGGAAAGGAGUCGCGCCCGUGAUGGAGGCGGCCAACAAGCGCUCAAUAAGGACUCACCCCUUACCUCACCAGUUGUGAGCUUCAACUUGAGUCGCGGCAGCCCGAGACGGGGCCAUGCGCGGAACAGAUCUGCCUCUGAUGCCGCAGCUCUGAUUCCUCCCGGUCACAGACUAUCGCCCUUUCAUCCGGCGUGGAGUCUGACGACCCUACUAGACACAUUUGGACCGUUAAUCUUCCCCAUUCAUCGUGCUGCAUUGUUGCUGUAUGAUAUCUCGAUCCUCGCCAACAUACCCCUUUCGGUAUUUGACCUGCUUGAUCCGUCCGCGCCAUCACAACGGCUCAAGCCGUUGUUCACCAUUGGAGUACAUGAUAUCCCAUUCCUACUAGAAGACAAUGCCGCUUCUAAAAGGAGAGCUUCGGGAACGCUCGAGGAAAGCAAUCUCGGAGGCACUACAGGCUCAGGCUGGAUUGCCUGUACGACCGACAGCAUCCUUGCUAUGAAGGACGACCUCUGGGACGUGCUCAUCACGAUGCCGCCUCCGCACUCAUCCAACGCCCAGGAAAAGAUCUGGCCAACCGUGGAAUCGCCAAAAGGAUCACCAGUGAAGGCGACACAGCGCGAUCUGCGCCGCUUCCGCUCCCUCAGAGCCGGCUUGAAACGGGUCGCGGCAACUAACGCAAUAUCCGAAGAAGGCAGCCCCAGCUCCGAGGUGCCGCCAACAACCCCGCGGCCUCGCCAGUCGACGUCGUCCGGCGUUGCAGGCUUCUACUCCGAAGAGGACUCGAUGCUAGCAGACGCGGCGGAGAAGGUCGUCGAGCCCACGACGUGGGCGGCCCUCGCCUACAGCGGGUUCAUGUGGUGGGCGAGCGCGGGCGAGCAGGAGCGGUCCGACGAGGCCGAGGAGUCGGCGCACGACGCGACGCUGCUCGUGGACCUCGCGCCGCCCGUGCUGCACCAGCAGCAGCAGUCGUCGCUGCGCUCGGCGGGGCUGAUGGUCGACUCGAUCACGUCGCUCAACGCGCGGCGCGCGACCACCUACGACGGGCUGGUGCCGACGGACGAGGAGGAGGACCGCGCGCGCACCGAGCUCGCCAUCAUUGCGUACUUCCACCGCCUCACGACGCAGAUCCUGUCCGUGCUGGCGGACAUUGUCGAGAGCUCGGACGAGGACGACAUGAUUGAUGUGGACCCCGAGGGAGAGGGCGACGUGCUGCUGCAGCCGGGCGAGGAUGACGAUGAUAGGGGGUAUGUACGAGUCGACAGCGAGAGUCUUUCCAGCAUGGGCCUGGACGUCUGGAGCCAGGCAGAUGCCGAGUUUGUGAGGCAGGAAGAGAGCAAGUAUUUCGCGCGUGGUUUCCACACCACCAUGUUCAUCGUGCAUGCUCCAGAUGACCAACAAUCUACCUUCUCCCGGUCUAAGUAG